AUGCACCUUACUCCAUCUAGUGCCCCAAGAGAAAUCCCGAUCAAAUUCCAGAAGGAUCAGUGGGCUGACUGCUCCGAGAUCGAUUAUACGGCACCCAGUACGGAAGGGACAGGUCCUUCUGAGGAUCUACUGGUGGGCUUUGCCAAGUUGGCCAUUCCUACGGCCGGGCGGAAGACAGUCAAGGGGUCUGACCGGGCCGACCAUCUGCACCGCUUUCGGGGAUAUGUUCACGCCCGGCUGUUCUUGGAGAGGAAGCAUUUGUUACGCACAGUGCCGAAUGAGUGGGGAGCUGAAACACCAUCAGAUGUGACAGCACAGAGAGGCUUGUGUGCCCGGAUUCCAUGCCACUACCGUUAUCCAUCACGUCUGGAUGAGAAUUCAAGGACUGGUAUCUGGUAUAACAGUAAAAAGCAGGAAAAUAAUCGUAUAGCCUUUCACUCCAGUGAUCACAGUCAGGAGAUGCAGAAGUUUCAGCAUCGGACCCGUCUGUCUGGAGAUUUGAAUGAUGAUGACUGUUCCCUGGUUAUCGACAACAUCACACAGGAAGAUGAAGGGCCAUAUUAUUUCAGGAUUGAGUUUGCCGGAAGUGAUCGUUACAACUAUCAGCCUGUCACUUGGCUCCGUGUUUCUAAUUUCACAGAUAAACCCAUGAUAUUCGCUGGUGACAUUGUUGAAGGGAAGUCUGUGAAAAUAACUUGCAUCUUCAACACCACGUGUAAUGGAACUUCACCCACCUUGACCUGGGUCACCCCCACGGAUGUACCACCAUCAGUCUCAAGCAGUGUAACUCGGUGGCACAACACUCUGACAUAUACUUCUGUCCUGACCAUGACCCCAGCGCUCAAACACCACGGGCAAAGUCUAACCUGCAGAGUCAGAUACCCAUCCGUUUCAUCGGAGCAGAACCUCACGCUGACUGUGCAGCAUGCCCCACAGAAUUUUUCAAUCACUUCUCCCAACAACGUGAACAGUUCCUGGAUGAUUAUGAAGGAAGGUAUUCCUACAUCGAUCCUCUGCUCUGUCCAGAGUUUUCCAGUGUCUAACCUGACAUGGAAACAUCUCGGUGUCACACUGAGCACAACAAGUUCCAGCAACAAGCUGUGGCUGGUGUUUCCUCAAGUGACACCCCAGCAGGCCGGAGACUAUGAGUGUGUGGCGGAGAAUGAACACGGGACAGCGGAGAGGGUCAUCACACUCAGUGUGGAGUAUCAAACCCACCCGGAGAACUCACCUGGCACCUCCCCCUCGCCAACCUCAGCGGGAACCAGACGCACGGUCGUUUCCAGAUGUGGCAGGUGGCAGACGGGCAACUGGUGA
Hypanus sabinus (Atlantic stingray) is the source of this 1317-nucleotide messenger RNA. Its product is annotated as sialic acid-binding Ig-like lectin 13. NCBI's taxonomy places the organism in Eukaryota, Metazoa, Chordata, Chondrichthyes, Myliobatiformes, Dasyatidae. The record is from RefSeq and is a predicted model, not a curated record. The coding region runs from base 1 to 1317 and encodes 438 amino acids. The transcript has 6 exons.